Messenger RNA from Drosophila elegans, 1323 nucleotides. RefSeq lists its product as uncharacterized. The record is from RefSeq and is a predicted model, not a curated record. The coding region runs from base 100 to 1209 and encodes 369 amino acids. Lineage: Eukaryota; Metazoa; Arthropoda; Insecta; Diptera; Drosophilidae. The transcript has a single exon. Gene Ontology annotation, molecular function: protein binding.
CACUCACCCACAACACUGUCAGUUGGAACGGAAUCGGCCCUGCUUUUACCAGCUGUUCAAAAACAGUCCAAUUGGAGAACACAAAAGGAACUCCCAAAAAUGAGCUUCAUCGAUCAGGAAGUUACGGAGUUCCGGGCCAAAUGUGAGAAGCAGGUGCCGCACACGAAGAUCAUAAUUUGCUCCAGCUCUCUGAUCCGAGUGGACAUCUACCCGGAGCGGCCCAACAGAUCGAUGACCGUGUGCCUGCGAUUCCCACAAAACUAUCCACAGAGCACUCCCAUCCUGGUGGAGCUGAAGAGUCGCGUUUACUCCGACAUGCUGCUGACGGAGCUCACCCGGCUGAUCGACGACUAUGCGCGGGACUUCAUCGGCAAGCCACAGGCGCUCCUAGUCCUGGCCUUUGCCCAACAGUAUUUAUCGGAUAAUCCACUCUGCGUGUGCCUGGACGAGAUCAAGCAGCUGAGGGCGGACAUCAAGAAUGGGGGCACCACCACGGAGAGUCAGCUAAAGUUGAAACAGCGGAACAGGAGCGUGGAGCUGGUGGCCAGGGGAGGCCUCUACACAUACAAAGUCACGGCCGUUGUGCCGGACAGCUAUCCCAUGCAGAGUGUGGAGUUGCGUGGCCAGGAAUCCAAUCUCCCGGCUGUGCUCGUGCGCUACCUAAACGGCCAGUCGCGUGAGAUUGCCCGCCAGUGCGUGGAGCCCCCGAUCCGGCUGAGCAAGGAGGCUCUGGCCAAUUUCCGGCCCGUCAGGAGCCUGCAACGAUCGCUCAAAUUCUGCCUGGAGGCCACGCGGGACUUUCACAUCGAACUGUGCCCCAUUUGUGAUAAUACCGUUCUGCCGGAGGAUCCGCAGGACAUAGACACAGACGAUAAUGCGGACACCUUCAUCGAGCGCGUCUAUUGUGGCCAUCUGUUCCACCAGGGCUGCCUUAAGAAGUACCUGUCGGAGCCCCCGUUUCCCAGGGGCGGCAAAAUCUGCCCGGCCCAGCGCCGCCAUCCGCGAUCGGAUGCCCAGACCUACAUGGGGAGGACCCAGAGCACAGGUGGCUCCUCCACCGUGUCCAGGACUCCGGACGAUGCUGGUGUGUGCGGCAUCAAGCUGGCACACGAUCGCUGGGUGGUCAGCGUGAAGACCGCGGAGGCUAGAUGGGCCCAGAAACAGGCUCGCCAGAGGGAACUGGAGGAGGUGGUCGACUUCCUGCAAUAACAGAGGAUUCAACUCGGGAACAGCUUUCUGUGUAUGGUUAUGUAUUUUGUGAUUUCUAUUCGAAUACGCUUAUAUUACUAAUGAUGAAAUAAAUAAAGUGAAGAUGAAGUGCGA